Podarcis raffonei (Aeolian wall lizard) is the source of this 586-nucleotide messenger RNA. RefSeq lists its product as uncharacterized. The record is from RefSeq and is a predicted model, not a curated record. Bases 77 to 586 code for a protein of 169 amino acids. The transcript is spliced from 12 exons. Lineage: Eukaryota; Metazoa; Chordata; Lepidosauria; Squamata; Lacertidae.
AAUAGAAGCUUCCGAGCCACAGUUCACAACUUUGAACGAUUUCGCACCCGGGACGGAAGCCUGAUCCCGGGCUAAAAUGAAGCUCCCGGUUGUAGCUGCCGUUCUUUUAAUCUCUGCACUUUGUGCAAGAGAAACGGAUGCACAGUGGAAUCCUGGUUUAGGUACCUCCCUUAGUUAUUCCGGCCCAAAUGUGCCUCCUCCACCUCCGCCUCAGCCUCCUCCUCCAGGUCCUUACGACGGCCAAAAUUCGGCCUAUCUCGGUGUCCAAGCCCAACCUUGGCAGCCUCAACCUGCCUCAGCCUAUCUCGGUGUCCAAGCCCAACCUUGGCAGCCUCAACCUCCCUCACAGGUGGGCUUGUAUGUAGGCUCCCCUGGCCCGCAGGGCUCUGGCUACUCUGGCAGUCCAGGGGCUCGUCCUUACCCUCCUCCUCCUCCUCCCCCAAACGGCUACCCUGGCUCGGAUGACGGUGGACAGAGUGUUGACGCAUGGUGGGAAGAGCUCAUCAACAGUGUAGAAAACGAGUUUGGCGGCAAAAGACAAUUCUAUGGCCUAAACUUGAAACUAAAAAGCCCAUUGUGUGCUUAA